Molecule: messenger RNA, 1413 nt
Organism: Microstroma glucosiphilum
Lineage: Eukaryota; Fungi; Basidiomycota; Exobasidiomycetes; Microstromatales; Microstromataceae
Product: putative short chain 3-hydroxyacyl-CoA dehydrogenase mitochondrial precursor
Exons: 2
Coding region: 107-1177 (356 amino acids)
Biological process (GO): fatty acid beta-oxidation
Cellular component (GO): mitochondrion
Molecular function (GO): NAD+ binding; (3S)-3-hydroxyacyl-CoA dehydrogenase (NAD+) activity
Source: RefSeq, a predicted model, not a curated record
CCGACAUCGACUGCUUUCGCAAAUUCUCCUAACACAAAACAACCGGCCCUCUAUAUCCCUUGUCUGUUCCCAUAUUAACCUUCAUUUUCAUCACCUCAUCUACAUCAUGCUCCCCGCCGCUGCCCGUACUCGAAUGCUGACCGGCCACCUAGCCGGCAAUACCUCCCGGGUCGGUCCAGCCUUGCUCAAUGCAGCCCCUAGCCUCCUCUCUCCUCGCAAUACCUCCUCCUCCUCCUCCUCACCUUCCCUCGCCCGUACCUUCUCUAGCUCUCUAGUAACGUCUCGUGAAGUCAAGAAUGUGACUGUAUUUGGUGCUGGUCUAAUGGGAGCAGGGAUUGCUCAAGUCCUCGCACACAAGGGAGGGUACAAUGUCACCCUUGCCGACGUGACGGACAAGGCUCUCGGCAAUGGUCAAAAGAUCAUCUCCAAAUCCCUCACUCGUAUCGCCAAGAAGUCCAUGGCAGACAAGUCCGAAGAGGAGCAAGCUCACUUUGUCAAGUCAAUCGUGGAUUCAAUUAAGAUUACUACUGAUGCGGGUCAAGCAGUGGAAAAGACGGAUUUGGUAAUUGAAGCUAUCAUUGAGAAUGUGGGAGUAAAGCAGGAGUUGUUCAAGUUUCUUGAUGGAAAGGCUCCCAAGGAGACCAUCUUUGCUAGCAACACAAGCUCGCUCAGUGUGACGGAUAUUGCUCAGACAUCGUCCAGGAAGGAUCGCUUCGGAGGCUUCCAUGCCUUCAACCCUGUGCCGCAAAUGAAGCUGGUGGAGGUGGUGCGUACAAAGGACACCUCCGACGAGACCUUUGAUGCGCUAAUGGACGUGGCCAAGAAGAUGGGCAAGACGCCCGUGGCAUGCGUGGAUGCUCCAGGCUUCAUCGUCAACCGUCUCCUCGUCCCCUACAUGCUCGAGGCUAUCCGACUCGUCGAGCGCGGCGAAGCCACUCCUCGUGAUGUGGACACGGCCAUGAAGCUCGGUGCUGGCUACCCAAUGGGACCAUUCGAGCUGGCCGACCUAGUCGGUCUCGACACCCUGCAGCACAUUUCUCAAGGAUGGAGAGAGACCCGUGUGGACACGGGAGAGAUUGCAGAGGAGAUUGUCAAGGCUACACCUCUACUUGAGAAGCUCGUGGCGGAGGGUAGGUUGGGAAAGAAGAGCGAAAAGGGAGGAUUUUAUGAUAAUUAGAUUAGACUGGGCGUGAGGAUCAAAGAGGGCCAGGAUAGGGAUUUGAGCACACACCCUGUCUUGUCUAAGCUGCUUUCACCCCAAUAGCAUAUAAGUCAACCUUGCCCUUAAGAAGCAAGUGCCAACAAACACUGAUCUUGUAGGACAAUACCCGUACAAGUGCACACAGCUCAGACCUCGGCAGUCGUCAAACGUAGAAAAGAUGCUCGCUUGUAAUUGAACAGUACAUUAGCAGA